Molecule: messenger RNA, 3294 nt
Organism: Oncorhynchus masou masou (cherry salmon)
Lineage: Eukaryota; Metazoa; Chordata; Actinopteri; Salmoniformes; Salmonidae
Gene: xk
Product: X-linked Kx blood group (McLeod syndrome)
Exons: 3
Coding region: 110-1543 (477 amino acids)
Cellular component (GO): membrane
Source: RefSeq, a predicted model, not a curated record
CACAGCAAGCGCUCGACAGGAGAGCAUCUCCCUCACGGAGUCGGCUCUCGGUUAAUGCACGAUGGUAGGGAAGAGCGGCCCGCCUUCCCCGAUGGCUGAGUGAGUGAGGAUGCGACUCCCCAGCUCCAUAUUUGUUUCGGUGUCUCUGUUCACGGCUGAGACCACGGCAGCCCUCUACCUCAGCUCUACAUACCGCUCCGACGGCGACCAGAUCUGGCAAGGGCUCACCCUCCUCUUCACCCUAGUAACGUCGGUGCUCGUGCAGCUGACGCUCACCUUCAUUCACCGGGACCUUAGCAGGGACCGACCGCUUGUUCUGCUGCUUCACAUCCUGCAGCUCGGACCCAUCGUGAGGUGUCUGGAGGCGUUCUGUAUCUACGGCAGUGUGGGCCGGGUAGAGGAGCCGUAUGUCAGCAUCACGCGGAAACGCCAGAUGCCCAGGGGGGGCCAGUCUGAGGAGGUGGAGAGACAGGUGGGGCAGGCAGAGGGCAAGCUGUUCACCCACCGUGCCGCCUUCGCCCGCACCUCUGUCAUCCAGGCCUUCCUGGGCUCCGCCCCCCAGCUCACCCUGCAGCUCUACAUUUGUGUCCUGCAACAGGGGGUGUCCAUUGGCAGAGGCACCCUCAUGGUGAUCUCCCUGCUGUCCAUCGUAUAUGGUGCCCUGCGCUGCAACAUUCUGGCCAUCAAGAUCAAGUAUGACGACUAUGAGGUGGACGUGCGUCCCGCCGCCUACCUCUGCAUAUUCCUGUGGCGCAGCUUCGAGAUCGCCACGCGCGUCACCGUCCUGGUCCUCUUCAGCUCCGUACUGCAGCUCUGGAUCCUCCCUGUGGUUCUGCUCAACUUCUUCCUCUUCUUCCUCUACCCGUGGGUGCUGUUUUGGCAGAGCCACUCGCCCUUCCCGGAGAACAUCGAGAAGACGCUAACCCGGGUGGGCACCACCAUCGUCCUCUGUCUCCUCACGUUCCUCUACGCAGGCAUCAACAUGUUCUGCUGGUCGGCGGUGCAGCUGAAGCUCAACGACCCAGACCUGAUCAACAAGUCCCAGAACUGGUACCGCAUGGCUGUGUACUACAUGCUGAGGUUCGUGGAGAACGCCUCUCUGCUUCUGCUGUGGUACAUCUACAAGACAGACUUCUAUAGGUUCAUCUGUGCUCCGUUGUUAGUGCUGCAGCUGCUGGUGGCCUACGCUAUGGCCAUCUUCUUCAUGCUGGUGUUCUAUCAGUUCUGCCACCCCUGUAGGAAGCUCUUCUCCUCCAAUAUGACCCAAGGCCUGUGGGACUGCUCCGCCCUGCUCUGUUUAGUCUGCUACGCUCCUGACAGGGACGCCGUCAGGCCAAUAGAGAAGACUGGUCUGGACCCUCUGGCACCCGACCCCACCCCCCACACGGAGACAGCCAAUGACACGUCAUAUGAUGUGGCCAAUGACACGGCAUACACCAUGCCCAAUGACACAAUGACCUAUGACAUGCCCAAUGACACGACUCAUGAAGUGUUGAGCGAGAUGAACGGCGACGUAAGCCACAGUCUGUCCAGCAACACUUAAAGAGCUGUGAUUGGUUGUGUGUAGGGUAGGACUGCACGAUAUGGGCAAAACCUCAAAUUGUGAUUUUUGGACCAAAUAUUGUGAUUGUGAUUUGACUUGCGAUAUAGAUACAAAACCUUUGGCUGAACUGUUGGAAUUGUUGAAAUAGAAUGACUUAUAUUAAGAAACAAAGUGGAAAGUAGCGUUGGCCUUGUUUGGAACUGUUGACUGCAUUUGACCUAACAGAACAGCAUGCAAAUGUAUAGUGGGAAGCAGUCGCAAUAGUAGAGGGAGAGAGACGACAAACAGAGGCAACUAUAAAAACGGACAACACACACAGCUUAGUGCCGUUUCAAAAUAUUGCAUGCGAUAUGGAUCUCUUGCGAUAUGGCUUUUGCAAAUGUCAAUAAUGUGAUUUGAUGUGAACUCUAUUAAUUCUGCAGCCCUAGUAUAGGGUCAGGAGUGUUCCUAAACUUGUGACUGAACCAGGAAGAGGCUUUCCUGUUCAGGUCAUGUGGUCUGGAAAUACUCCUGGUCCUAGUUAUGUGCCAUUCAAAGGAAGGUGGACACAGAGCAACAUUUGCUGUACUGUCUCCUUCUGUAAGUGCCAUAUGAACCCCUCUGUCCUACCUGUCAGUUUACACUGAACGAGGGUUGCAAAAUUCUGGGAACUUUUCCAAAAUUCCCUGGUUUUCCAGGAAUUCUGGUUGGAGGAUUCCCCUAUUUCCGGUUUAUUCCCUCGUAAUUCCAGGAAUCUUCCAACCAGGAUUUCUGGAAAACCAGGGAAUUUUGGAAAAGUUACUUGAAUUUUGCAACUCUACUCUGAGCCGUAAUCUGAACUAUACACUGAACCAUACUCUGAACCAUACUGUGAACCAUACACUGAACCAUAAUCUUAAACAUACACUUAACCAUAAUCUGAACCAUAAUCUGAACCAUAAUCUGAACAAUACACUGAACCAGACACUGAACCAUAAUCUGAACCCUAUGAUCUUAACCAUAUACCCAUAACCUUAUUCUACUGUGUCUCUAACCAAAUCAUUUGAAUGCUAUCAUUCUGUUUAACCCUUAACCCCCGUUCUGUUACCAAACCCCAAAACUGUAACCCCUUACUCCCCUAACCAAUGCUGCAAAGGCAGUAUCCCCUUGCCAUGGAGAGAGACUACAGCUUCACUGUUAGUGUAUAAUAGAAGAACAGGCAAUGUAUGAAAUCAUCCGCCAGCCGGCUCUCUCUGAAUUUAGCCAGCGGAUGAGGCUAGGCAAUGUACAGUGAUGCUGACGAAGUAGUUUUUGUGAGAAUGUCCUUACGCAGUCCGUGAUGUUUAUUCUGCCUAAGCCAGUAUUACCGACCAACUACAGACAAAUCAUUGGAUGUAGGGAUUCUUCAGCAACGGACUCAACUACUGACAUAGUAUCAGUGUUUCAGUGUUGAACAGACUUUCCUACAACCAGAAUGUAACUUGUCUGCAGCCUUUUCUAUGGAAGUCAAGUCCUGGCGGUAUGGACAGAACGCUACACUCAGACAGAUUAAACUGGUCCGAAGUGAGUCUGCCACAAUAGCUUUUCUAAUGAGGUUUCCUAAUUUGGUUAUGCAUUUCAUAGAACUAAAUACUUGUCUAUACAGUCACUCACAUUAAUCAAUCAAUCAAAUGUAUUUAUAAUGCCCUUUUUACAUCAGCAGAUAUGCAGAAACCCAGCCUAAAACCCCAAACAGCAAGCUAUGCAGAUGUAGAAGCACGGUGGCAAGGGAAAAACUCCCUAAAAAGGCAGGA